Dimorphilus gyrociliatus is the source of this 6971-nucleotide messenger RNA. The record is from the annotation of a GenBank genome assembly. NCBI's taxonomy places the organism in Eukaryota, Metazoa, Annelida, Polychaeta, Dinophilidae.
AAGUGCCACCCGUUUACUUUACAAGUGACGUCACCGUAUUGGUCACCGUGUUGGGUGGGACCCGUUUUACUAUAGAUUCGGCAAAUCGAAUCGUCUACUGUGCAGUUUGAUUAGCUUGAUGUUUAUGCAGCAAAGGAUUUUAAAUUAGAUUCGGUAAGUGUUCUCUCUUAUUAAUUUGCUGUCGAUGGUAAAUAUAGAGAGCAAGCUGAAAAAACUCAGAUUUCAUAGCGAGUUCUGCUUCAUUGAUCGCGUUCAAGAGAAUUGAAACAAUAUACGUACCCGAAACAAAAUAUAGUAUUUUUUGAAAAUAAUAGUGUAUGGAAUAGUUUUGAUGAAAACUAAAUAGACUAAAAAAUCACAGGCGUGUUAAUAUAAAUGACUUUUUCUUCAACAGAUUAACGGCUGUUCUAUGCUCUAAUAUAGGCCUAAAAUAUUCUAGCAAUUAUAUAUAAUUGAAGAUGGUGCUAUUGCAGCGGGGUGAGUGGGUUUGGAUUGAACCGGAAAGUCCCGGCGAAUUUGAGGUGGCUAUUGGAGCUCAAGUAAAAUCAACAGGUUCUGGGCAAGUUCAAUUAGUGGAUGACGACAAGAAAGAAGUAUGGGUAAAAAGCGGUACAAAGCUGAAGGCUAUGCAUCCGUCUUCCGUAAGCGGUUUAGAAGAUAUGAUAGGAUUAGGGGACUUAAACGAGGCUGGAAUAUUACGUAAUCUCUUCAUACGUUACUUUGACAACUAUAUUUAUACGUACACGGGUUCAAUUUUGGUUGCUGUUAAUCCCUACCAAAUUUUACCAAUUUAUACUGCUGAACAAAUAAAAUUAUAUCGAGACAAGAAAAUCGGAGAGCUUCCACCGCAUAUUUUUGCCAUAGGAGAUAAUUCUUACACAAAUAUGAAACGUUAUGAGCAAAAUCAAUGUAUAAUAAUCAGCGGUGAAUCAGGUGCGGGAAAAACAGAAUCUACAAAAUUAAUUCUCCAAUUCUUAGCUGCUGUUUCCGGUCAGCAUUCUUGGAUCGAACAACAGAUUCUUGAAGCCAACCCUGUUAUGGAAGCUUUUGGAAAUGCUAAAACUAUUCGUAAUGAUAACUCUUCUAGAUUUGGAAAAUACAUUGAUAUUCACUUUGAUAAAAAAGGAUCCAUUGAAGGCGCUAAAAUUGAACAAUAUCUAUUAGAAAAAAGUAGAAUAGUUAGUCAAAUGCACAAUGAAAGAAAUUAUCAUAUUUUCUAUUGUAUGUUGGCUGGUCUAUCAAAAGAGGAAAAAGACAAGCUCGAUUUGAAAACCGCCGAAGACUACCAUUAUUUAGUUCAGGGUGGUGAUACGAAAUGCGAAGGUCGAGACGAUGUUAAAGAAUUUCAUGAUAUUCGUUCGGCCAUGAAGGUUUUGAUGUUUAGCGACGAGAGAAUUUGGGAUAUUUUGACAAUCUUAUCCGCAUUGCUCCAUCUCGGAAACGUUGGUUUUAGUGCCACUGUUGUCAAUAACAUUGACGCAUGUCAAGUGAAAAACAUGUCUGAAUUAGAAAAAGUUGCUCGUUUGCUGAAAGUUAACUCAGGAGAUUUGAAGAAGUCUCUAACAACUAGGACUAUUUAUACCAGAGGAGAAGUCGUGCUAACUCAACUUUCUGAUGAGGCGGCAUUAGACGUAAGAGAUGCUUUUGUUAAAGGUGUUUAUGGACGUAUGUUCAUUUGGAUUGUUGAUAAAAUUAAUGAAGCCAUUUAUAAGCCAAACGAGAAGCACGCUUAUCGAAAAUCCAUUGGAGUUCUCGACAUAUUCGGAUUCGAAAAUUUUGAUAAAAACAGCUUCGAGCAGCUGUGCAUUAACUAUGCGAAUGAGAAUCUUCAACAAUUCUUUGUUCAACACAUCUUCAAACUAGAGCAAGUAGAAUAUAAUAACGAAGCCAUUAGCUGGAGCCAUAUUGAAUUUGUAGACAAUCAGGAGGCGUUAGAUAUGAUUGCCUGUAAGCCCAUGAAUAUAUUGGCUUUGGUUGAUGAGGAGAGUAAAUUUCCAAAGGGUACAGAUAAAACCAUGUUGGAAAAGCUACAUAGUCAACAUGGAAGGAAUAAAAAUUAUCUCAAGCCCAAAUCGCAGGUUAACUUAUCUUUCGGUCUAAACCAUUUUGCAGGAGUUGUCUUCUAUGAUUCCAAGGGCUUUCUUGAAAAGAAUAGAGAUACAUUUAGUGGAGACUUAAUGCAACUGAUAACAAAUUCUAAAUUCAAUUAUUUAAGCGGCUUGUUUAAAAAUGAUGCUGGAAUGGGCACAGAAACAAGAAAACGAUCGCCAACUCUAAGCAUCCAGUUUAGAACCAGUUUGGAUUCUUUGAUGAAAACUCUGAGUGCUUGUCAACCAUUCUUUGUUCGUUGUAUUAAGCCAAAUGAAUUCAAAAAGCCUCUAAUGUUUGAUAGAGAACUAUGCUGCCGUCAAUUACGUUAUUCGGGUAUGAUGGAAACCAUAAGAAUUCGAAGGGCAGGAUAUCCAAUUCGCCAUAGAUUUGAUGACUUUGUUGAUCGUUAUAGGAUAUUAAUAUCAGGCGUUGGCCCAUCACAUACCGUAGAAUGUAGAGCUGCCUCCAAGAAAAUUUGCAAAGAAGUUCUUAAAGACGCUGACUAUCAACUGGGUAAGACAAAGGUAUUUCUCAAAGAUGCUCAGGACGCAUAUCUAGAACAGGAGAGAGACAGAGUAUUGACCAGAAAGCUUAUCUACAUUCAAAAAGCAAUUAGAGGAUGGCAACAUAGAAAACGCUUCGAACAGAUGAAGAGUUGUUGCGUUAUUAUUCAAGCUGUUUACAGGAGUUGGACCGCACAGAAACGUUACGAGGCUAUAAAGAUGGGAUUCCAACGUUUACAAGCUCUUGUGCGAUCACGUCAAUUAACACAUAAGUUCACAACUACCAGAACAAGGCUUAUAGCUCUCCAACGUCAUUGUCGUGGUUUCUUGGGACAAAUCUGGUAUGAACAGAGAAUGAAGAGUGCUGUAAUUCUACAAGCUGCUUUCCGAAUGAUGUUUGCUCGCAAUCAUUAUAGAAAGGCGAAGAUUGAACAUAUGAAAUUAAUGGAAUUGGAAAGGCAACGAAAAGAAGAGGAAGAGAGACUUCGUAAAGAAAUGAAUGCAAAGAAGGCCAAAGAAGUUGCCCAAAAACACCAUCAAGAGAGACUUGAAGGUUUAGAACAAGCUGUUGAAGAAGAGAUGCAAACUGAAAAGAAGAGAGCAGAAGCGAAAGCGAAACAAAUUACAGAUGCAGAAGCUCGUAAAGAUCAACCCGUCAACGAAACAGACAUUAUUGCACAAUUGUUCGAAUUUACUGAAAAUCUAACUGAAUCUGGUCAACCGGCUGCUGGACGUUAUGAUGAUUUGAAAUCUGUUGAACGAGAUAAUAUGUCUCAGGAUACAGAUAUUGUUUCUCCGCCUGUUCCACCUGAUGAAGAUGAUGAUAUUUCAGAUUACAAGUUCAGCAAGUUUGCUCAACUAUAUUUUCAAGGAAAUGCAUCCCACUCUUAUGUUAGAAAAGCUAUCAAAAAUCCUUUGCUACCCUUGAAAAAUGAAGGAGAUCAACUUGCCGCUCUAGCCGUUUGGGUGAUAAUAUCACGAUUUAUGGGUGAUCUUCCUGAGCCUAAAUAUCAUACUUCGCUUUCUGAUGUUAAAGAUACAACGCCUGUCAUGACAAAAAUCUAUUCAACUCUUGGUCGAAAGUUUAAUAAAAAAGAUUUAGAAGAGGCUCAAAAAGAGGCCAGUGAAAUGGAAAAAGAGCACCCUGUUCACUCAACUCAUAGGCCAAAAGGUACAACCAAGAAAAACAAAUUAAUAUCCCUAACACUUAAGAAAAAAUCAAAGAUUACCGAGGACGUUGCCAAUAAGCUGAGAAAUGGAGAAUAUACUGGAUCAGGAAAUGCUUUAUUAGAAGAUAAGCCAACAAAUAAUUUAGAAAAGCUACACUUUAUAAUUGGACAUGGAAUCCUCAGACCAGAAAUGAGAGAUGAAAUUUAUUGUCAAAUUUGUAAACAACUCACACAGAACUCAUCCAAAACAAGUCAUGCCCGUGGCUGGAUUCUUUUAUCUUUAUGCGUUGGAUGUUUUGCACCAUCUGAGAAAUUUAUUAAAUAUCUUAGAUGCUUUAUUAAAGAAGGCCCACCAGGCUAUGCACCCUAUUGUGAAGAGAGACUGAGAAGAACAUUUGCUAAUGGUACAAGAAAUCAACCUCCUUCCUGGUUAGAAUUACAAGCAACAAAAUCGAAAAAACCAUUAAUGCUUCCAAUAACUUUUAUGGAUGGUAAUACCAAAACUCUGCUUGCUGAUUCUGCAACAACUGCUAGAGAAUUAUGUAAUCAACUUGCUGACAAAAUUGGUCUUAAAGAUAGAUUUGGAUUUUCUCUAUAUAUUGCUUUAUUUGACAAAGUUUCAUCUUUGGGCUCAGGAGGUGAUCACGUUAUGGAUGCUAUCUCUCAGUGCGAGCAAUAUGCCAAAGAGCAGGGUUCGCAAGAGAGAAAUGCACCAUGGAGACUCUUUUUCCGCAAAGAGAUAUUUGCUCCAUGGCAUGAUCCAGCUGAAGACUCGGUAUCGACUAACCUCAUUUAUCAACAAGUUGUCAGAGGUAUUAAAUUUGGAGAGUAUCGAUGCGAGAAAGAUAGCGAUUUGGUUAUGAUUGCCGCUCAACAAUAUUACAUAGAUUAUAGAGGUGAACUGUCAUUGGAAAGAGUUCAAGCUGUUCUUCCUUCAUACAUUCCUGAUACUGCAAUAGAAGGAGCGAAGACUCUAAAUUUCUGGCUAAAGGGUGUAAUGAACUCCUAUAGACGAUCUUAUUUUGUAACAGAAAGAGUACCUCCUCUCCGUGUUAAAGAAGAUAUUGUAAACUUUGCCAAGUUUAAAUGGCCUCUAUUAUUUUCAAGAUUCUACGAAUCUUACAAAUUUGCUGGACCUUCUCUACCGAAGAAUGACGUCAUAAUAGCUGUUAACUGGACUGGUGUUUAUGUUGUAGAUGACCAGGAAAAUGUGUUAUUGGAACUUAGCUUCCCUGAAAUUACAGCUGUGUCAAGUAGCCGUACUGGCAAAAUGCAUGGUCAGAGCUUCACUCUUGCAACAGUAAAAUGUGAAGAAUACACAUUUACUUCGCCAAACGCUGAAGAUAUUAGAGAUUUAGUUGUAACAUUCUUAGAAGGGUUGAAACAACGUUCAAAAUACGUCAUUGGUCUACAAGAUUAUAAAGCUCCUGUUGAACAACCUAACUUUUUAUCUUUCAAAAAAGGAGAUCUAAUUAUCCUAGAAGAGGCAAAUGGAGAGAGUGUAAUGAGCUCUGGAUGGUGUUUCGGAGAAUGUGCUAGAACUGGACAUAGAGGAGACUUCCCUGCUGAAUGUGUUUACAUUCUUCCAACAGUGACCAGACCACCUCCGAAAAUAUUGAAUCUGUUUGCACAACAAAGUGAACAUCCUGAUAAAUUCAUACAAUCUUCUGUACCCGAUACGGAAGAAUCGCAGAUUUAUACCUUGAAAGAAUAUUCUUUUGAUCACUUUAGAAUACCGGCAAAGAAAACUUUAUCGAAAACGUUAACAAUCAGCAAAAGGAAACGCCAGGAUGACUUGUGGCGUCAUAGUAAAGAACCAAUUAAGCAGCCUCUAUUGAAAAAAUUACAAGGAAAAGAUGAUUUGAGUCAAGAAGCGUGCCAAUGCUAUUUGGCUAUCUUGAAAUAUAUGGGUGAUCACCCAUCUCCGUCUGGUCGAAAGAGAGCCGAUUUAACUGAUCUUAUAUUUGAACCUCCAAUUAAACAUGAUGUACUUAAAGAUGAAAUAUAUUGUCAAAUUAUCAAGCAAUUAACUGAUAACAAAGGAAGCCAGAGCGUUAUUGCAGGCUGGGAAUUGAUGUGGUUGGCAACUGGGUGCUUCACUCCAGGUACAAAUCUAUUAAAGGAGGUUAUGCUUUUCCUAAGAUCGCAUAAGGACUUGCCUACUGCUCAUGAUUCUAUAAACCGACUCCAAAAAACCCUGAGAAAUGGAGCAAGGAAAUAUCCUCCCCAUAGUGUAGAAGUUGAAGCGGUUUCUCAGAAUAGAACUCAGAUCUUCCAUAAGGUGUACUUCCCAGAUGAUUCAGACGAAUCUUUUGAAGUUGAUUCGUCAACCAGAGCAAAGGACUUCUGUUCAAAUAUUGCACAUAAAUUGAAGUUAAACUCACCCGAAGGAUUUUCACUAUUUGUUAAGAUUGCUGAUAAGGUUAUAUCAGUUCCGGAAGGCGACUUCUUCUUUGAUUUUGUACGACAUUUAACUGACUGGAUAAAGAAAGCUAAAUCGAAUCAGGAAAACCAGUCACCUAGUUUCAGUUAUCAAGUGUUCUUUAUGAAGAAACUAUGGUCAAACACAGUUCCAGGUAGAGACAGAAAUGCUGACAUUAGAUUCCAUUAUCAUCAAGAAUUACCUAAACUUCUACGGGGCUAUCACAAAUGUACCAAAGAAGAAGCUGCUCAACUUGGUGCUCUUAUCUUCCGCGUUAAAUAUGGUGAUAACAAAGAUAAGACGAGCGAAUUACAACAAAUUUUGAAGGAGUUGAUCCCUGUCGAUAUGAUAAGAACCAUGGCUCCCGACGACUGGAGAAGACAAAUUCUCUCACACUAUCAACAAGAUAUUGGAUUGUCAUCUAGUGAUGCUAAAAUCAAAUUCCUAAAGGCUAUUUACCAAUGGCCAACAUUCGGUUCUGCCUUCUUUGAAGUUAAACAAACUACUGAACCUGAACUACCAGAAAUACUCUUAAUUGCCAUUAAUAAGAAUGGUGUUAAUCUUAUUGAUCCAAAAACUAAGAACAUUCUCGCCGUUCAUCCAUUCACAAGAAUUUCCAAUUGGUCCAGUGGAAAUACAUACUUUCAUAUGACACUUGGUAAUUUGGUUCGCGGUAGCAAAUUAUUAUGUGAAACAGUUCUGGGCUACAAAAUGGAUGACCUGUUAACCUCUUAUAUCAGCUUGAUGUUAACCACAAUGAAUAAGCAAAAAACGCUAAGACGUUAG